AUGGCGACAGAACGCUCUCUGGCCGCGCUGCUGCGGUCUUUACAAUCUGCGUCCACUUUAGAAGAUGCCUCUGGGCUUCUUCCUACAGCAACGAGUUUCCUCUCAGUUCUCGGCAACCCGCUCAAUCUAAGCCUCCUCUCCUCGCAGCUUCUCUGUUCCCCCGCGCUAUGGAACGGCCCCGUUGACCUCCAAGCAUGUCGCAAGAUCCUCAGCAUCUUCAACACGGCCGCCAUCGCAGUCCUGCAAAAUGAUAACACCGACGAACCACGCCCAACAUACGGUCGGAACCGCAAGAUAGAGCGCGAGGCAUGGGUGAAGGCCGUAGCCGAGGGUGCGGACGACAAGUCACCGCGCUGGCGACACAUGCUCCUGCUCGGCGGCAUAUUGCUUGGAUUCGAGGGCCAGAAUCGACAGGGUCUACCGUGGCAUAUUCGGACGAAGCUUGAAUCAGCGCUUGCGACGGCUGCGCAAUUAGCGCUGGAGGAGAUGCAGACUGAGGACGGGGUCGAUGGGUAUUGCAUUACCAUGGUGCUCAAUUAUACAUUUGAACUUCUGUCCGAUGCGGAGAGGAGUAAGAUUGAUUAUGAUCGCUUACUCCCCGUUAUGGUGCGGUCUACGUUCCUCUCGCCGGAGGGGUUGGAGGGUGGAUACUUCCUCGGUGCCAUUGAUAAGGAUGUUGUCGAGGUACCGGGGAAGAAGUUCCGCUGGUCGUCUACUUCUCCGACCUUUGGGUAUUUCUCGACGAUAGCUUCGCGGCCGCUUAUUGCGGCUUUGGGACCGUUGUCAAGGCUUGUUUCGCAUGCGGUGGAUCAUGCGCGCAGUCCGGAUCUCGUGGCGCAGACUGUUGAUUAUAUGGCGGACUUUGCGCGGACGCUUAUGGUGCAGUGGCGUCAGAAUAAGUUGUCUGAGGUGGAUGUUGCGGAGGAGGCGGAGUUCUUGGAUGCGGAGUCCUUGCAGACUACUAUCCCGGCUUUGUGGAAGGUUCUUAGAAACUGUUUGUACUCGGUUGUUAUUGUUCUCCGGGCUGUUAUUGGGAGAACGAUUAAUGACCCUGCUCUCGCUGCUGGCAGUCGUGCGCCAUAUCUUUGCAUGCAGUCUCUUCAUAUUCUGCGUAAUCUAUACUUUAUCUCCUCUCGGACCGGGCAAAACGGAUCAUCACAACAAGCCUUUGUGUUCCUGGCUGCUGUUGACAUUCUCUCGCAAUAUCCCGACCUGGCAGAGAACUUCUUGCGCAGCAUCAAGCCCAGCGAUAUUGGCCAAAUCCCGAAUCAUCCGGUGGAGCGCUGCCUGGAUCUCUUCUUCAUGAAUGCGGCCGAGCAUUUCCCAAUUGUCUUGCCAAGUGCCGUGAACGAGGAGCUUCUAUUAUCAGCUGCUUUCCCAUAUCUGGCAGCUGGAGCGAACCCCCUCCUACUGGAAAUCUUCGAAGCAGCCCACAGCGUCGUGCUCGUUGUAUUUGCGAUUCCGCACAACGCAGAACUAGCCGGAAAGCACCUCCCAUUCUACAUUGAGAACCUAUUCGCCGUGAGUCUUCCCGGACAACCUCUCAGCCCGACAAUUCCGCCUCGCCUUCAAAACGGUCAUCCAAGUCACCGCACCCCCCCCUCACCACUAGCAAAUACCCAACCCCUCCUCCCAACAAUAUUAUUCGAGGUCGUCCGUGACCGAGCAAUGCACGCCUCCACAACGCCAAUUAUCCCCACGGCGCAGAAUACAAACACCGCGCCAGAUCUGGGCAACGCACCGCCUCUCUCCGUGCAAGCCGUUCUAACCCUCGCCCUCAUCGACUCCCUCUCCUUCCUCCGCGUCGACGACCUGAAAGAAUGGCUCCCGUUGACCGCCGAGCUUAUCAAUGCUGUGCCGGACCGGGCUAUGCGCGUCACUUGUAUUGAUCGGUUCUGGGAGGCUGUGAGUGGCGGCGAGAUGGAUGUUGAUCGGGCGCAUUGCUGUGUUGCUUGGUGGAGUACGCAGGGUGGGCGUGAAUUGGUAUUGUACGGGGCUGAGAAUGCGCCCGGUUCGGAUGAGGAUGCUGGUCAUGAUGCUGAUGGGCCGUUUAUGAGCGGGGCUGUUGGUGCUGUUGCGCCGGAGAGUAAGCUGUGA
Molecule: messenger RNA, 2097 nt
Organism: Penicillium manginii
Lineage: Eukaryota; Fungi; Ascomycota; Eurotiomycetes; Eurotiales; Aspergillaceae
Gene: pex8
Product: putative peroxisomal membrane protein Pex17
Exons: 4
Coding region: 1-2097 (698 amino acids)
Source: RefSeq, a predicted model, not a curated record